AUGAAUAAUCGUUCUCAUAAAAAUGAAAUUAAAAAAAAAAAGGAAAAAAAAAAUGGAAAUAAAGAAAAUGAGAAUAAAAAGAAUAUGGAUAAAAUGAGUAAUGAAGCGGUUUUACAAUCCCGAAAAAUGAAAUAUACAUUUUGCUUUCUUGGAUGCUUGACCAUAUGUGGAUUAAGGAAUUCAAUUGUAAGAAAAAUGGCUUUUUCUCCACCAUCAUUGAAGGGAUAUAUAAUUGAGAAUAAUAAAUUUAUAUGUAAUAAUAUUAGGAGUAUUGAAUUUUAUGAAGCAAUAAAAAGAAAUAAUAUAGAAAUAGAUUUUAUAUUAAUAAAAAAGCAUUUAAAUAAAAUAGCAAGUAUAUUAAUUUAUAGAAAACCAUUAAAUUUUAAUAAACAAAUAAUUUUAUUUUCUCAUGGAAAUAGCACAGAUAUUGGUCAUAUAUGUCUUUUUCUUUUGAAUUUAGUUCUUUAUAAUGAUAUAAAUUUAUUGGCUUAUGAUUACAGUGGAUAUGGGUAUAGUAACAAAAAACCAAGUGAAAAAAAUAUAUAUAAAAAUAUAAAAAUAGUAUAUAAACAUUUAACGAAAGAGUUAAAAAUAAAUCCCCUAAACAUCAUUGUAUAUGGGCAUAGUAUAGGUACAGCCUGUAGUUGUUAUUUGAUUAGUUUAAAAAAAGUAAAAGUUGGAGGUUGUAUUUUACAAUCUCCUCUUGCUAGUGGAUUAAGGUUAUUAAUUCCUUAUGAAAACCAAAAAGUACCAUGGUUUGAUGUUUUUAAAAAUGUAGAGAGAUUAAAAAAGAUAUCUCUUUUACCUAUUUUUUUAAUGCAUGGAAAAAAAGAUAAGCAAGUUCCUUUUAAUCAUGCGGUUUGCUUAAUGAAUAUAUUAAAGGAAAAUUUUGAAAAAAGAAAUGUCAAAAAUAAUUCAUUAAAGAAUUUUGAAGAAAAGAAAAAUUCAGAAAAUCUGUCAUUAAUUAAUUUUUGGGCUAUUGAAGAUGCAGAUCAUAACGAUAUAGAAGAAAAAAAUACUUUAGUUUUUUAUCAUAAAAUAAAAGAAUUUUUACUACUAUGUGAAAAUUAUAAUAAAAAUAAAUAA
Molecule: messenger RNA, 1086 nt
Organism: Plasmodium relictum
Lineage: Eukaryota; Apicomplexa; Aconoidasida; Haemosporida; Plasmodiidae
Product: alpha/beta hydrolase fold domain containing protein, putative
Exons: 2
Coding region: 1-1086 (361 amino acids)
Source: RefSeq, a predicted model, not a curated record